UUGGACCUGUGGUUCUUCUAUCUCAGCACCUUUAACCCGGAGCUGAGUGGGUUAAGGACACAACUGCGGGUUAAAGGCGGGACGUCGGCCAUGCGUAAGGAGGUCAUCAGGAACAAGAUCCGCGCCGUGGGAAAGAUGGCCCGAGUCUUCUCCGUACUCAGAGAACCUGAAUUCCCAUCAGGAGUCUAUCGAGUGGACAUACUAGAACGUGUUGGCAUGAAGCUGGGGUUGUUGCUCGUGCUGGCCGUGGCCGUCGUGGUCCCCAGCAUCUCCGAGAGCCGCGUCGUCAGCAAAUGUGAGGUGAGGGCCCAGCUCAUGGACACCAUCAGGCUGCCCCGGAGGCUGGCCAGAUUCAAGGAGGAGAUUGUGGCCAUAGUGACCUGCGAGGCGCAGAGGAGAUCCCAUUUAAACACCGGCCUGGUCAGGGUUCACGGCAAACGCAAGACCACAACCACAGCCCAGCCCACCAGACCCGCCACCACGGGAACGAAAACAGCCACCGAGGCCGCCACCACCAAAGCUCAGACCCAGGCCCCAACCUCCACAACCACAACCACUACCACCAAAGCUCAGACCCAGGCCCCAACCACCGGAACCACAACCCCAACCACAACCCCAACCCCAACCCCAACCCCAACCACAACUACCACAACCACAACCACUACCCCAACCACAACCACCACAACCACUACCACCCCAGUUGCCGGAGGCCGUAAGAAGCGUAGGGCCUCCUCCUCCAGCGAGACCUCCAUGGAUUCAGAGGAGGUAAUGGAGGAGAUCUUCGCCGACGAGGACCACCAGUUCAACGAGCAGCAGCUGGAGGACGACGACGACCACCUGGACGCCGACGAGACCGGCGAGGAGGACAGCUCUUCCGAGCUGAUGGACGGCAAACGCCACCGGCGCUCCGCCCACCGGCGCCGGUCCCGGAAGAGGGUGCCCUGGUCCCUGGGCCUGUACGGGAUCUUCCAGCUGUCCGACAGCCACUUCUGCAGCUCCGGAUAUCGCUGGUCCCGGAACGUGUGCCGGGCCAAGUGCUCAGACUUCGCCGACGAGGACAUCACCGACGACGUGGCCUGCCUCGUGAGGAGCCAUUACUGGAGAUUCCUCCUGAGGGUGGCCUCUCGUAGCUGUUUACGCUUCAGGAGAAUCUACUUCCAUGGAUGUUAA
Menidia menidia (Atlantic silverside) is the source of this 1170-nucleotide messenger RNA. NCBI's taxonomy places the organism in Eukaryota, Metazoa, Chordata, Actinopteri, Atheriniformes, Atherinopsidae. The record is from the annotation of a GenBank genome assembly.